GUCAUAUCCGGCCUCCAGCAACGCUGUCAGUGUCAAAGCUAGCAGGCGAGCAGCAGCUUUAUUUGACAGCACGCUUAAGAGGAGAUAUCAUCCGCUAGUUUGAUUUUAACACGACGGGACUGGGUGUCUAAAGGUGUGUGAACGUGGUCCUGAUGGGCAGUCUCCGUUCGGCUGCUGCGUGAGUUGGAUAUUUUCACUUCAAAACAAGGGUCGGAGCUAAAGGAAGAACACGUUGCCUGGCUGCUCGUCUUUGUCAGACAGUGGGUUUACCAGCAGUAAGUGGGUCGCUCGGUCAAGAAACACUAUCAGUUUUAAGUGAAACCCCACAGAUCUUGUACUCAGGAUGCCGUGCCAUAACCAGCAAAUGAACAGUGUCAACAGCGGACAGGAGCACCCAAUGAAGCAGGUGCGGUUUGCAAACAACAGCAGCAGUGUCCCCGCAGUGCUGACCAGCCCUGAACCAAGUGAUGCCACCGCACAUCCUGUCAGCCAGGACAACCUGGGACCGCAGCUCAAACUGCUUCCUCUCAACGACCAGAUCCGGGAAUUACAGACUAUAAUCCGAGACAAGACAACCAGCAGAGGCGAUUUUGUGUUUUGUGCCGACCGACUGAUCAGACUAGUAGUUGAAGAGGGCUUGAAUCAGCUCCCAUACUCAGAAUGCACUGUGACCACACCUACAGGGUACAAGUAUGAAGGUGUCAAGUUUGAAAGAGGCAACUGUGGAGUCAGCAUUAUGAGGAGUGGUGAGGCCAUGGAGCAGGGUCUCCGGGACUGCUGCCGCUCCAUCCGCAUUGGCAAGAUCCUCAUCCAGAGCGAUGAGGAGACACAGAAAGCCAAGGUCUACUAUGCUAAGUUCCCCCCAGACGUGUACAGAAGGAAAGUGCUUCUCAUGUACCCCAUUCUUAGUACAGGGAACACGGUGAUUGAGGCGGUGAGGGUCCUGAUAGAGCACGGAGUCCAGCCCAGACAUAUUAUCCUCCUCAGCCUCUUCUCUACGCCUCAUGGAGCCAAAUCUAUAAUCCAGGAGUUCCCAGAUAUCACCAUCUUGACCACAGAGGUUCACCCAGUGGCUCCGACACAUUUUGGACAGAGGUACUUUGGCACUGACUGAACCGAGGACAACCUGAGGAACAUGGUCUGCAUUCUGAGUCCAUUUUGUCGUUUUAUUUAAAUGUUUCUCAUGUUCUCCUUGUUGUGCCAAAUACUGCCAAUUGAGCUCUAAAGUUCCUAUACUGAUACAAAAUGAAUAAUCUGACUGUAUUUAUUAUGUUUUGUUUUGAUUUUUUGGUUUUGUUUUGUUUUUUGGGUUUUUUUUUGCAGCAUAUACUCUAUCUGCUAUAGAAAGAAAACAACACUGAACCAUAUAAAGAGUUCAACUUGGAGCAUUUUAUUUUGCAUGUUACAACAACUGAUGGAUCAAUAAAGAAUUUAUAUUUGUUAACAGA
Toxotes jaculatrix (banded archerfish) is the source of this 1448-nucleotide messenger RNA. RefSeq names its product uracil phosphoribosyltransferase (FUR1) homolog (S. cerevisiae) (gene uprt). Bases 344 to 1114 code for a protein of 256 amino acids. The record is from RefSeq and is a predicted model, not a curated record. The transcript has 7 exons. NCBI's taxonomy places the organism in Eukaryota, Metazoa, Chordata, Actinopteri, Toxotidae.